AAUCACUCGACUUCCGGUCGGGGAGCAACUCAAGAGACUUCCCUGCGGCGGCGGAGCGGAGAGACACAAUAACAAAGCCACGGGAGAAAUGUCCGGCUUCGAGAACAGACUGCAGUCGUACUCUUCCACACAGCUGAACGAACUGCUGGAGGACGAUGACAAGCUCCGGGGAAUGGUCCGGGAGAUGGAGGAGAUGCAGGACAUGCAGCAGAAUAAAGAGCUGACGAUUGCCAGUAACCGCAGCCUGGCGGAGCAGAACCUCAACCUGCAGCCUGAACUGGACCAUCAGAAGAUCCAGCUGACCAAACGCUACUGCUGUUUACAAGAUCUGCACGAGUCCUACCAGCUCCGCAGGUCCACGCUAGGUAACAGUUCACUUGACACAUUGUUGGCUCUUUUGCAAACCGAGGGAGCCAAGAUCGAAGAAGAAACAGAGAACAUGGCCGAUUCAUUCUUGGACGGGUCCUUGCCCCUGGACAGCUUUAUUGAUGACUACCAGAGCAAGAGGACGCUGGCACAUCUGAGGCGUGUGAAGAUCGAUAAGCUCCGGGAGAUGGUGCUGAAGGGGGUUCAUCUUCCUCAGGGUUCCUCUACUGAUCCUUCACAACCUCAGGAGACCCAUAACUCCACCGCACCUUUCCAAAGGCUAGCUAAUGGUUCUCCAGCUCACGUAAGACCAGCACCAACAUCUCAAGCAUCGGCAAUGCCUUACAACCCUCAGAGCAUCGGUGUUCCUCUGCCAAACACUGUGCCGUCAUAUUCAUGUCCACACCCACAAGCACUUCCUCAAGAGCCCGGUGCUGGUCUUCCCCCGCGGGCAGGUUUUAUAAUGCAAUGAUGUUCUUCUGCCUCAACAUUUCCAUUAGAAUGUGAAAUGUCAUUUUCCACCUUUUUCUUUAGAUGCACUUUGAUCGUAACAGGUUUGGGUUUCUGCAGGUACACAAAGAAUUCAGAUGUUCAGCAGAUUUCAGCUCAUUCUGUGCCACUUAUGUGUUUUGUAUCUUGGCAUGAACUUUUUUUUCACAUGUUCAAUGCAGAAAAUGCAGAAAGCUCUUGUGAACCUGGCUGUUGGUUAACUACAUAUUAAUUUCCGUUUGUUUACAUAACCUAAAGUGCUGUUAGAUGCAUCAAGAUUAGGAUUCAGAAUCUAAAGUUUUAAUCAGAAAAGUAAUGUAAAUGACUUCAAAACAAUGGGGGGUAUUGCAUUUCUUACGUAAAUAUCCUAGUUGAACUGAAAAUGUUCAAAUAGGUCCUUAUGCACAUGUAAGACAACUUUACUGUGUACUUUUAUAUUCCGUGUGGAAACCUGUAACCACAACAGACAAUAUUGGCAUUUUGAACUUCUGGGUUAAAAACUGACCAAAGAUGCACUCAAACUGUUCCAUGAGCGCUCCGUCAAGUGGUUUUGAAUAUAGUGGCUUUGUUGGACUUCAAUUUGAUUUCAUUUAAACAUGAAAUGAAAUGUGACAUUAACAGACCAGCCUGACAGUAAAUCUGCUGUAGAAAGACUUAAGUAAACAGUUUAAUUAUCCUAAACUGAAUUAAACUAUCCUUAAACGGCUACCAUAUUCAAAAUAAUAUAAAUAUUAUAUUAUUAAAAUAAUUAGAACACUGUUUACAACAUUACAGAUAUGUAAAGCGAUCUAUUUUGGCACUGAUGAAAUCUGUCUUUGCAGAGAAGUGCAGGUACUUUGAAGUAAGAACUGUCAUGCUGAGUUGUGACAGUUCUUGUGCACUUUUAUAUGAAGGAUGUUAUUAUGCAAAUCUGUGAAGUUAGAGAGUAAAGUCACUUACUGUAUACUGAUGUAAGUACAGGUUAAAAGAAAUCAAAUGUGCCUUGCAAUAGAACCAACAAAAAAGUGACGAAGAAAGCAUUUAAUCACACCAUCGCUGUGCUUUGAUAAAUCUUCGAAGCCAUCUACAACUUUCUGUUUCUGAAGACAUUAAUGGUGCAGAAUCCUUCUGAGCUGUUUUAUCUGUAGUAUUGGUAACCUGUAACACUCCUUAUGUAAAGUACUGUACAUUGUAGCUGUUUGAUUAGUGGCUCUCGGUGACUUGAUUAUUAUUAUUAUUAUUUUUUAUGCUGAUUAAUAAAUGCCUAAAAGACUACCAAAAGUGAAA
Molecule: messenger RNA, 2121 nt
Organism: Carassius carassius (crucian carp)
Lineage: Eukaryota; Metazoa; Chordata; Actinopteri; Cypriniformes; Cyprinidae
Gene: vps37bb
Product: VPS37B subunit of ESCRT-I b
Exons: 4
Coding region: 89-838 (249 amino acids)
Biological process (GO): ubiquitin-dependent protein catabolic process via the multivesicular body sorting pathway; protein targeting to vacuole; protein targeting to membrane
Cellular component (GO): ESCRT I complex
Source: RefSeq, a predicted model, not a curated record